AAAAAAAUGGUUUCAUGGGUUGCCAUCUCCCUUCUCCUUUCUGAAAGAUGGGCACAGUCAGCACUGCUGUGAGGGUGAAGGUGUGAGGAAGCUUUCUCAGCUGAGGACUUGUUGAGGGGUAGGAGGAGAAGCCACCCGGGUGGAGAUAAAAAUGUCAUUUUGUACCCCUUUUAAAAAGCACUCAUUGGGCCUUUUGCUCAUGACCCACUGAGCCGUCAAAAAAGGGCAAAGUAAAAACACUGCUUUGGGGUGAAGUGGCAGCAGUUGUGUUGUUUUGCUUCAAUCAGUGGUGUGACAAAGUAAAAAAACACACAACUAUCUAUCAUAAUAAAAGUGUAAUAUGCAAAUUGACCGAGCUACCGAACAGUAGAAGGACGUCCUGACGACCUUCUGGACAACCACGCUAUGACACGCACUGGCGCCAGGCCAGCCAAGCACUCCCAACGGGAACAGUCUCAGUGCCGCGGAGCUCACCUGUGGGAUGAUCAUGUGUCUGGCCAGGCAGAUUCCCCAGGCGACGGCUUCGAUGAAGAAUGGCAAAUGGGACCGAAAGAAGUUCAUGGGCACCGAGUUGAAUGGGAAGACCCUGGGAAUUCUUGGCCUGGGGAGGAUCGGGAGAGAGGUGGCCGUCCGGAUGCAGUCCUUCGGGAUGAAGACUGUAGGGUACGACCCCAUCAUCUCACCAGAGGUCUCGGCCUCCUUCGGCGUUCAGCAGCUGGCCCUGGAGGAGAUCUGGCCCCUCUGUGACUUCAUCACUGUGCACACCCCUCUCCUGCCCUCCACGACAGGCCUGCUGAACGACAGCACCUUCGCCCUGUGCAAGAAGGGCGUGCGCGUGGUGAACUGCGCCCGCGGAGGGAUCGUGGACGAGGGCGCCCUGCUCCGGGCCCUGCAGUCGGGGCAGUGCGCGGGCGCAGCGCUGGACGUGUUCACGGAGGAGCCGCCGCGGGACCGCGCCUUGGUGGACCACGAGAACGUCAUCAGCUGCCCCCACCUGGGCGCAAGCACCAAGGAGGCCCAGAGCCGCUGCGGGGAGGAGAUCGCUGUCCAGUUCGUGGACAUGGUGAAGGGGAGAGCCCUCGCCGGGGUCGUGAAUGCCCAGGCCCUUACCAGCGCCUUCUCUCCGCACACCAAACCUUGGCUCGGUCUGGCCGAAGCUCUGGGGACUCUGAUGCGAGCCUGGGCGGGGUCCCCCAAAGGGACCAUCCAGGUGGUAACGCAGGGCCUGUCCCUGAAGAACGCCGGGAACUGCCUGAGCCCCGCAGUCAUCGUCGGCCUCCUCAGAGACGCUUCCAACCACGCGGACGUGAACCUGGUGAACGCCAAGCUGCUGGUGAAGGAGGCCGGCCUCAAUGUAACCUCCUCCCAUAACCCCGCUGUGCCAGGAGAGCAAGGAUGCGGAGAAGGCCUCCUGAGCGUGGCCCUGGCAGGUGCCCCCUACGAGGCUGUGGGCUUUGUCCAGGGCACCACACCUGUGCUGCAGGCACUCAACGGAGCUGCCUUCAGACCAGAAGUGCCUCUCCGCAGAGGUCUGCCCCUGCUCCUGUUCCGGGCUCAGCCCUCCAACCCUGCCAUGCUGCCUACCAUGAUUGCUCUCCGAUCCAGAUGCCAUCAACCUCCAUUGCAGCAGCCAUCACAGCAGCCCAAGACUCCCGCCCCUCGCGUCUCCUUUCCCAUACUCCGGGCCAACCAAGGGUUUCUUCUUCCCAGGGCUCCUGGCGGAGGCAGGCGUGCAGCUGCUGUCCUACCAGACCUCGGUGGUGUCCGACGGGGAGACCUGGCACGUCAUGGGCAUCUCCUCCCUGCUGCCCAGCCUGGACGCCUGGAAGCAGCAUGUGACGGAGGCCUUUCAGUUCCAUUUCUGACCUUGGGGCUCACCGGGACCAGCCUUGGGGGCUUUUGAUCCACACUGAGAGGUCACAUUCCCGGGGCUGACACCACUUAUGUGGUCUGACCCCUGUAAUAACCACCUAAUAAACAGCGCCCCACCCCCACCCC
Messenger RNA from Myotis daubentonii (Daubenton's bat), 1998 nucleotides. It is a transcript of the gene PHGDH, whose product is annotated as phosphoglycerate dehydrogenase. The transcript has 11 exons. The coding region runs from base 482 to 1903 and encodes 473 amino acids. Lineage: Eukaryota; Metazoa; Chordata; Mammalia; Chiroptera; Vespertilionidae. The record is from RefSeq and is a predicted model, not a curated record. Gene Ontology annotation, biological process: L-serine biosynthetic process. Gene Ontology annotation, molecular function: phosphoglycerate dehydrogenase activity; NAD binding.